Coregonus clupeaformis (lake whitefish) is the source of this 4115-nucleotide messenger RNA. Its product is annotated as phosphorylase b kinase regulatory subunit alpha, skeletal muscle isoform. Gene Ontology annotation, molecular function: calmodulin binding. The transcript has 32 exons. Gene Ontology annotation, biological process: glycogen metabolic process. Gene Ontology annotation, cellular component: phosphorylase kinase complex. Bases 111 to 3647 code for a protein of 1178 amino acids. Lineage: Eukaryota; Metazoa; Chordata; Actinopteri; Salmoniformes; Salmonidae. The record is from RefSeq and is a predicted model, not a curated record.
UUUGCUUCCCUCUCAUGUUCUCAUCCAAUGUUGCAACUAUAUAACAAGCUGUAUUAGAGAGAAUGUCAGCGAGGUUUGAGGGCUGAAAUUCAUGCAAAACAAGCAACAUCAUGAGGAGCCGUAGUAACUCUGGGGUGAAACUCGACAAUUAUGCGCGGAUGGUUACGAAAACGAUACUACGUCACCAGGAUCCGGUGACGGGGCUUCUCCCAGGGGACCCAGAUACCCCCCAUGCUUGGGUCCGGGACAAUGUCUACGGCAUCCUGUCUGUGUGGGCCCUCAGCCUGGCCUACCGCAAGAACGCUGACCGAGAUGAGGACAAGGCCAAGGCCUACGAGCUGGAACAGAAUGUAGUUAAACUCAUGAGGAGCCUGCUGCAGUGUAUGAUGAGGCAGAUUGACAAAGUGGAGAAGUUUAAAUACAGCAAGAACAAAUCUGACUGCCUGCAUGCCAAGUAUAACUCCCAGACAACUGCCACAGUGGUGGGAGACGAUGAGUGGGGUCACCUGCAGGUGGAUGCCACUUCCAUAUUCCUGCUCUUCCUGGCCCAGAUGACUGCAUCAGGCCUUCACAUCGUCUACACUCGGGAUGAGGUGGACAUCAUCCAGAAUCUUAUGUUCUACAUUGAGGCCGCAUAUAAAGUGGCAGAUUUUGGAAUGUGGGAACGUGGGGACAAGACAAACCAGGGGAUUCCUGAGAUCAACGUCAGCUCAAUCGGCAUGGCAAAAGCUGCACUUGAGGCCCUGGAUGGGCUCAAUUUGUUUGGAGCCAAGGGGGGUCAUGAAUCUGUAGUCCAUGCAUUAGCUGAUGAUAUUCAGCGUUGCACGUCUAUCCUUAGUUCCAUGUUACCAAGAGCUUCCACAUCCAAAGAGGUGGAUGCUGGGGUUCUGUCCAUUAUCUCGUACCCAGCGUUCGCUGUGGAAGACAUUGACAUCGUUAAUAUGACCAAGGAGGAAAUCAUUUCCAAGUUGCAGGGGAGAUAUGGAUGCUGCAGGUUCCUCAGAGAUGGACACAAAACCCCCAAAGAGGACCCCAGUCGCAUAUAUUAUGAGUCAUCUGAGCUGAAGCUCUUUGAGAAUAUUGAAUGUGAGUGGCCACUUUUCUGGACUUACCUCAUUCUGGAUGGGGUCUUCAUCAACAGCCCUGAGCAGGUGCAAGAAUACAGAGACGCUCUGGAGGCUAUUAUGAUCAAACAGAAGGAUGGCCUUAGCCUGGUGCCUGAGCUCUAUAGUGUCCCUGCAGACAAGGUAGACGAGGAGUAUGUGAAUCCCCAUUCUGUAGAGAGAGUUCCCAUGGGCAAGUUACCUCUGAUGUGGGGACAGUCUCUGUACAUACUGGGAAACCUGCUGGCUGAUGGCUUUUUAGCCCCAGGAGAGAUUGAUCCUCUGAACAGACGGUUUUCCACUGUAUCCAAACCUGAUGUUGUGGUUCAAGUGUCCAUCCUAGCUGAGACGGACCACAUCAAACAUCUGUUGAUGAAACAGGGGAUAGAUGCUGAGACCUUGGAGGACAUCCAUCCUAUCAGAGUCCAACCCUCCAGGGUGUUGAGCCACAUCUAUGCAAGGCUAGGUCGCAACCAGAGACUAGGCCUCACUGGGAGACCAUACAGACGCAUUGGCACUCUGGGGACAUCUAAGUUCUACAUCAUCCGUGACACCGUCUUCUCCUUCACCCCUCAGUUCAUUGACCAUCAGGAAUUCUACUUGGCAUUGGACAACCACAUGAUAUUGGAGAUGCUGCGAAAUGACCUGUCCUACCUGGCUUCCCGCUGGAGAAUUACUGGCUGUCCCACUGUCUCCUUCCCUAUCUCAUCCAAUAUGCUCACUGAUGACCAUAAAGAGCUGGACCCUGCAGUAUUAGCCGUUCUGAGAAAACUACAAGAUGGUUACUAUGGAGGAGCAAGGGUUCAGACAGGGAAACUGUCCAAGUUCAUGAACACUUCCUGUUGCUCUCAACUGUCCUUCAUGGACGAUGAGGUGGAUGACUUGGCUCAGUACCUGGACCAGUUGCUGUCCAUACCGAAACACAGCGAAAAGAUCAGCUCCCAUAAAGGCGGACUGAACCGCUUCCGGGCGUUGGCCAGAAAGACCCGUGAGAUGGUCUCACUUGUGCACAAAGCACGGGAGCUCGACAUCCACAACGUGCACAUGUACCUCCCUACCAAACUGUUCCGCUCCCCUCAGCCAAGCCUUCAUCUGAUGGAUGCAGAUAGCAUGCGCUCCAAUGCCACCCCUCCAGCCCAGAUUAAUCUUCCCAGGGACACGAAUGGAGGUAUAGACUACCAGGCCCUGGUGCAGGUGCUGAAGCAGACACAAAACCUUCAGGACCAGGCAGACAUCCUCUACAUUUUCUUCAAAGACAAGGGUAUGGACUGGGACACUAAGAUGCACGGUAAAGGCUCCACCGUUAGACGGCUGCUGAGCAAUCUGUAUGACAAGGCUGGGAACCUGAGACACUGGGGCCUCGUCCGCAUGAUCUCUGGCAUGCUCCGGAAGAAAGUGGAGGAGCUGGACGAGGCCUGUUCAGAUCUGCUGGCCCACCAGAAGCACCUGACAGUGGGUCUCCCCCCUGAGCCAAGGGAAAAGACAAUUUCAGCCCCCAUGCCCCCUGACAAGCUGGCAAAGCUAAUUGAUGUGGCCAGUGAAAAUAAUCUGACCAUCGCCAUUCUCACUCAGGAGAUCAUGGUGUUCCUGGCAAUGUGUAUCCGCACCCAGCCAAAGCUCUUUAGUGAGAUGUUCCGUCUCAGAAUCGGACUGAUCAUCCAGGUUAUGGCUACUGAGCUGUCCCAGUCUCUCAACUGCUCUGGUGAGGAAGCCACUGAGUGCCUGAUGAACAUGAGCCCUUCAGAGCUAAAGAGCCUCCUGCACCACAUUCUCAGUGGGAAAGAGUUUGGGCUGAUGAAGAGUGUGCGUUCGGGUGCCACAGGUACAGACUCCAUUGCCAUCCAGGAGAUUUCUCCUACCUCUAAGAGUGUGGGCGGGGGCAAACGUAAGAGUAAAAUGGGGAAAAUGUCCUUAUCAGUGCAUUCCCUUGACAUCGAGAACAUCGAAUCAGGGCGGUACAGACUCCCCUCCAUCGAGUCGUUCCACAGCGCUACAGAAAAGAUGGGAGUAAGAGACAGCCGCCAUGGCCAGUGGUUACGUAGGAGACGUCUAGACGGAGCCCUCAACAGAGUCCCUGUUGGCUUCUACCAGAAGGUCUGGUCCAUCCUCCAGAAGUGUCAUGGUCUGUCUAUUGUGGGAUGCAUUCUUCCAGCAUCAACUACAAGAGAGAUGACCCCUGGUGAGAUCAAGUUUGCGGUUCACGUGGAGACAGUGCUGAACCGUGUGCCCCAGCCGGAGUACCGUCAGCUGCUGGUGGAGGCCAUACUAGUGCUCACCCUGUUGGCCGAGGUGGAGCUGGAGAGCAUCGGCAAUGUCAUCCAUGUAGAUAAGAUAGUCCACAUGGCCAGCCAAAUGUUCUACGACGACCAGAAAGUGCUGGGGGCUGACGACACCCUUCUGGAGAUAGAUCAGUCCAAUGGGAUCUGCAGGCUGCUGUAUGACAGUGCCCCUAGUGGCCGCUAUGGCACUAUGACCUACCUCUCUAAAGCUGUGUGUACCUACGUCCAGGACUUCCUGCCCAGCGGUGCCUGUGCCAUCCAAUGAGCUUCUAUGUGUCUGUGCCCUCCAAUUAGCUUUCAGCAACACAUACUGUACUAGGGCUCAGAACCUGAGAAAGGAUGAUUUUAUCGUAGUCAACCAACCUUUUCCUCAUGGAGGUUAAUUUGUUUUGAUAUAUCACAUAUCCCAACAAGCUUGUGCCUGACAUAGACAAUCGCUGUGAGAGGUCUCAGUAUUUUAAAUACCAACUUCCUCUUAUAAUAUGGCAGAUUAUUCUUAUAAAAAUCCAUGUAGCUAGGUUUCCAGGCUUGUUGUUAUUCACAUCAGGUAGAUGUUUCUUACCAGAAAGAUGGCGCACUGUGAUUCUAUGUCAUAGGGAGCGAUUGCUGCAAUACUAGUGGUAAUGAAAUUAGUUGUCGUUGCUGCUUUUGAAAAUGAUAAUUCUCCUAUUGUGUUUUUGUGACAGAUGUAUAGUAUGGAUCUUUGAUUAAUAAAGUAUAGUGACAAUCUUCA